This is a messenger RNA of Racocetra fulgida, 441 nucleotides long. NCBI's taxonomy places the organism in Eukaryota, Fungi, Glomeromycota, Glomeromycetes, Diversisporales, Gigasporaceae. The record is from the annotation of a GenBank genome assembly.
GUCAACCUAUUUAUGAUUACUGUGUGAUUACUGAAGAGCAUAAAGAAUAUCUUUGGUCUUCAAAAAAUUAUGCUAGUAUACUUCAUCACACUGGUGCAUUUUUAGGCGAAGAAAUUAUCAAGGUUGUUGAAGAUAUUGGUUCUAAAAAAAUAGAUGCGGUUGUAUCUGAUAAUGGAGCAAAUGUUCAUGUUGCACAAAGAACUCUUUGUGAGAAAUAUCCUCAUAUUUUGGAUAUUAGAUGCAUAGCACAUUGUUUUAAUUUAAUUACAGAAGACUUGUGCAAACACACAUUUGUAAAAAGCAUGAUUCAGAAAAUAGGCACUAUUCAUCAAUAUUUUACAAAAUCAUAUGCCGCGUGUCAAUUUUUGAAAGAUGUGAUUAAAAUACUAAAGAUUAAAGGUGGCGAUUUAAAGGAUCAUACCAAAAAUGUUGAUCUACAAU